Pneumocystis murina B123 is the source of this 1254-nucleotide messenger RNA. RefSeq lists its product as hypothetical. Gene Ontology annotation, molecular function: protein binding. NCBI's taxonomy places the organism in Eukaryota, Fungi, Ascomycota, Pneumocystomycetes, Pneumocystales, Pneumocystaceae. Bases 1 to 1098 code for a protein of 365 amino acids. The transcript has 2 exons. Gene Ontology annotation, cellular component: U5 snRNP. The record is from RefSeq and is a predicted model, not a curated record.
AUGAAUCAUAUAAGAGUCGGUACUGCUUUAAAUUUAGAAGAAGACAAGCUUCUUGAAGCGGAUUUAAAUACCAAAAAGCAGAAUAAAAAGAGGGUUUGGACAGAAGGUUAUGAUUCGGAUUCGUCUCAAGAUGAUAGAAUUAGAGAAGAAAGGGAUGAAAUUGAUAUUUUUGAAGAAAAUGAGCGCAUACAAUCCGAGGGAAAUGAAAAAGAAUACAAAAAUGGGCGCAUAUAUACGGAAAAAAGAGGAAAAAAGACCCGAUUUGUUGAAUUAGAGGAGAUUGAGGGUCAAGAUUUUGACUCAAGAAGAGAAUUUGUAGAUAUUCUUGAUGAAGAUGAUGAAGAGGAUGAUGAAGAUUAUGAUUCUGAAUUGGGGGCAAGUGGACGCAAAAAAAAUCCGCCUAAAAUUGAAGCAUUUAACAUGAAAGCGGAUUUUGAAGAAGGAAGAUUUGAUGAAGAAGGGAAUUAUAUUAGAAAUGCACCAGAUCUGAAUGCAAAGCAUGAUAUUUGGUUAGAAGGGAUUAGAAGAGAAGAUAUUUUAAGGGCAAGAAAAGCAAUGGAAAAAAAAGAGGAAGAAGACAGGUUAUUAUUAGAAAAAAAGGAAGAAUUGUCAUUAGAAAAUAUGUACGAAACGUUAUUAAGUCUUCUCGAAGUGGGAGAAACUAUUUUGGAGGCAUUACAGAGAUUGGGAGAAGGAUUGGAGCAAAAAAAACGAUGGACGAAUAAAAAUAAGAAGGAUUUACAACAAUUAAAAAAUGAAGAAACACAAAAGAAAUACAGAGAUAUAGAAAGAAUUACAGAAUUAGCGGAUAAAUUGAUGCAAUAUGGACAUAAUGAGAUUUAUGAUUUAACACGUGAAGCAAUUGCUCGUAAAUAUCAAAAAGAAACGGGCAAAGUUUGGAAAAAUCCGAGAAAAGAAGAACUAAAAUAUGAAUAUAAAUGGGAAGGAAAGGAUGAAAUAUAUGGGCCUUAUGAAAGACUUCAAAUAAAAGAAUGGCACGAUCGAGGAUUUUUUACAGAACAAAAAAUUGAAAUACGAAAAAUAGGAGAUCAAGUUUUUCAAACAUUGGAAGAUCUUGGAUUUUCAUUUACAGCAUGAUAUGCACAACAUUUUAUGAUCAGAAAGGAUGAUUGUUUUGUUUGAAAGAUGUUAAGAGUUUUUUACACGUUUUUUUUAGAAAUGUAUAAAAAAAUUAUUAAUUAUGAAUAUAUUUAAAAAUACAAAUAGUAGAUAUUUUUAUAUUUAGAAUUUAGA